Messenger RNA from Rhopalosiphum maidis (corn leaf aphid), 648 nucleotides. RefSeq lists its product as uncharacterized. Lineage: Eukaryota; Metazoa; Arthropoda; Insecta; Hemiptera; Aphididae. The transcript has 3 exons. The coding region runs from base 1 to 648 and encodes 215 amino acids. The record is from RefSeq and is a predicted model, not a curated record.
AUGGCAACUCCUAAAGUAAACGAUGUCGAAAAAAAGACUUUUGAAUCCAAAAAUAAUGAAGAUCCAAUUCCAGCAACAAUCAAUGAGAACGAUCCUAGAGCGUCAGGAGCACAAUCAAUUACACCUGCUAAUUUGUCCAACAAUGAUUUUGAAAAUGCGUCGUCAGUGAUAAAAUAUCUUGGUGAAGAUGAAAUACCCGACGAAUGUCCGUUGAAAAAUAACAAUGAACUAUACUGUUAUGAUCGAGAAACGGCCAAAACUUUGAUGUAUUUAAUAGACAGUAGAGAUCGCCAAAAGGUGUUAACGUGGAUAAGAAAACUAGACGGGAUGAACGACGACGAAGGUAUAUUGGAACGUGUGCAUUACAUAAGGUACCUGGUGUCCACACUGAGUGGAACAUUAGGAUUGGUAGAACCAUUCACGUCUAUGCCCCCAAAAAACGUAAAACCUCUGCAACUUGUUUUACCACCAACUGUUUACGCCGAUCUAUUGAAAGACCAACCUGAGCCUUGUUUAAGGAAAAAAAUAUAUGCUCAUAAAAUGCCAAAUUCCAAUAGUCGAUUUCUACAAGACAAAAAGUUUUAUGAACAACAAUUAUUUCCACCAGAAGGCAUUAUAUGCUAUGCGGCUGCUUUUAGCGUCAUAUGA